Messenger RNA from Zingiber officinale, 1053 nucleotides. Its product is annotated as pectinesterase-like. NCBI's taxonomy places the organism in Eukaryota, Viridiplantae, Streptophyta, Magnoliopsida, Zingiberales, Zingiberaceae. Bases 1 to 1053 code for a protein of 350 amino acids. The transcript is spliced from 3 exons. Gene Ontology annotation, biological process: cell wall modification. The record is from RefSeq and is a predicted model, not a curated record. Gene Ontology annotation, molecular function: pectinesterase inhibitor activity; pectinesterase activity.
AUGGCAUGGGUUGCUCUUCUUCUUCUUGUCUUCUUCCUUCUAUAUUUGAUCGCUGUUGGACUAGACGUGGUAGUGUCGAUAAGUCAAUCAAAGUCGGCAAGGGUGGCCCAAGACGACACCUACAAUUUCAGCACUGUUGGUAAAGCGAUCACUUUCGUCCCAAACGACACUACUAUUGAAGAGGGUGGCUACUUCGCCAUCUAUGUCAGUGAAGUGCGUAUCGGGAGAAUCGGUGUAUGGGGAUUAGUUCAUCACCUGAGACAUGACCUUCGAGAACACGGCAGGGCCAUGAAGAAGCAGGCUAUGGCGAUGAGGAACAACGCCGACCUCUCCAUCUUCUACCAUUGCAAGUUACUCGGGUACCAGGACACACUCUACGUGCACUCAAACCACCAAUUCUAUUGCGACUACGAGGUAUACGACACCGUUGACUUCAUCUUCGGCGAUGCCUCCCCAUGUUCCAGAAUUGCCACAUCUACGCAUGUUUACUGCUCGAGGGGCAAUGAAAGUGGUGACGACACAGGGUCGCACUCUCUACAAUGGGAGCACCGGCUUCUCCAGCCACAAUUGCACAAUCGGGGUGGCGUCGGAGCUGGUUACGACGAACUACUCAGUGAAGACCUUCCUGGGGCACCCAUGGAAGGGGUUCUCGAGGACGGUGUACAUGUAGUGUACGUCGAGAGGAUGGUGGAGGCAGUAGGGUGGAUGACAUGGAAUGAUAGUUUCGCAUUGAGCACGCUCUACUACGGCGAAUACCAAAAUUAUGCACCGAGCGCAACAAAGAGUGGAAGGGUGCAGUGGCUGGGCUAUAGACUAAUGAACAUGACGAAUGCUUACAAGUUCACUGUGAAUAAUUUUAUAACGGGGGAGGGUGUUGUUCUUCUUCUUGCCUUCUUCCUUCUAUGUUUGAUCGUCAUUGGAUUCAAAGUGGUGGUGCUGAUAAGUCAAUCGAAGUCGGUGAGGAUGGCCCAAGAUGACACCGACAACUUCAUCACUGUUGGGGAAGCGAUCACUUUAAUCCCUAACGACAUUACUGUUGAAGAGGGCGGCUAA